Astyanax mexicanus (Mexican tetra) is the source of this 1139-nucleotide messenger RNA. Its product is annotated as mucin-3A-like. The annotation marks the transcript as partial. NCBI's taxonomy places the organism in Eukaryota, Metazoa, Chordata, Actinopteri, Characiformes, Acestrorhamphidae. The record is from RefSeq and is a predicted model, not a curated record. The transcript has a single exon.
AGUGGGACACCAGCUCCACCCAGACCAACUCCACUCAGACCAGCCCCAACCUCACCAGCUCCACCCAGACCAACUCCACCCAGUCCAGCUCCACCCAGACCACACCAGCUCCACCCAGACCACACCAACUCCACCCAGACAAGCUCCACCCAGACCAACUUCAUCCUCACCAGCUCCACCCAGACCAACUCCAUUCACACCAGCUCCACCAAGAUCAGCUCCACCCAGACCAGCUCCACCCAGACCAGCUCCACCCAGACCAACUUCAUCCUCACCAGCUCCACCCAGACCAACUCCAUUCACACCAGCUCCACCAAGACCAGCUCCACCCACACCAGCUCCACCCAGACCAGCUCCACCCACACCAGCUCCACCCAGACCAGCUCCACCCUCACUAGCUCCACUCAGACCAGCUCCACCCUCAACCAGCUCCUACCUCACCAGCUCCACCCAGACCAGCUCCACCCACACCAGCUCCAGCUCCACCCACACCAGCUCCACCCAGACCAGCUCCACCCUCACCAGCUCCACUCAGACCAGCUCCACCCUCACCAGCUCCUACCUCACCAGCUCCACCCAGGCUACACCAGCUCCACCCACACCAGCUCCACCCAGACCAACUCCACUCAGACCAGCUCCACCCAGACCAACUCCACCCAGACCAACUUGACCUGGACCAACUCCACCCACACCAGCUCCACCUACACAAGCUACAGCCUCACCAGCUCCACCCAGACCAGCUUCACCCACACCGUCUCCAUCCACAUCAACUCCACCCAGACUAGCUCCAGAUUCACCAGCUCUCUCAUCAUAAAGCACAAAUUCAAAGGAGCAACUGGGAAAUAGUGAGCAGAAUCUGGUUAAUAAUGAUGUAUAAAAUUUCAUUAGAUGUUUUAAAAGUACUUUUAAGCAUCUUAGAUAAAAUUACACAUUCUCAUCAAAAACUUACAGACUGUCACUUUAAGUUAGAUCACUUUGUACAAACUCAGCUAGGUGAGCUAGCUGACUUUGCAGUGCAGUUUACCAUAAUGAUUGUGAAGUUUUACCCAGGUUGAGCCCAGGAUUUAUACAUUUAUACAGAGUGUGGAAGCUAAGCAAUGUCGAGCCUCUUGUUAUUCUAUAAACUGCAGAAUAAAGAU